AGUAACCACACUACUCACAUCACAACAUUCUAGUUUUUGUUUUUCGAAUAAAAAUAAUAUCACUUUGUUUGAUUUCUGUUACACUACCAGCCAGCCGAGUCAAGGAAGGAAGCGACUGUUUUUGGUCUCCCCCUCUUUCUCUGCUUCUCCGUCCGACACGACGCCGUUUGAACUCUCAUCUUCUUAUUCUUCACUUACACUCCACGCAUCAAUUCUCACAAUUCCCAAAAACCCCAAACUUGGCUCUUUCCCCACACCACCCUCGUGCCGCAAGAUCCAAAUCCCUGAUCCCGAUCCCACGCAUCACUGAAACCAGAAAAUAACCAAAAAAUGGAGCAAUUGAAGACGAUCGGUCGCGAACUCGCGAUGGGAUCGCAGGGCGGGUUCGGGCAAUCAAAGGAAUUUCUCGAGCUGGUGAAAUCCAUCGGCGAAUCGCGCUCGAAGGCCGAGGAGGACCGCAUCGUGCUGCGCGAGAUCGAAACCCUAAAACGCCGCAUCGCGGAGCCCGACAUCCCGAAGCGCAAGAUGAAGGAGUACAUCAUCCGCCUCCUCUACGUGGAGAUGCUCGGCCACGACGCGUCGUUCGGCCACAUCCACGCCGUCAAGAUGACGCACGACGACAGCCUCCUGCUGAAACGCACCGGCUACCUCGCCGUCACGCUCCUCUUAAACGACGACGACGACCUCAUCAUCCUCAUCGUCAACACCAUCCAAAAAGACUUAAAAUCUGACAACUACCUCGUCGUCUGCGCGGCUCUCAGCGCCGUCUGCCGCCUCAUCAAUGAGGAGACCAUCCCCGCCGUCCUGCCCUCCGUCGUCGACCUCCUCGCCCACCCGAAAGACGCCGUGAGGAAGAAGGCCGUCAUGGCGCUGCACCGGUUCCACCACAAGUCGCCGUCCUCCGUUUCACAUUUGAUCUCGAAUUUUCGGAAGAAGUUGUGUGAUAAUGACCCUGGCGUAAUGGGUGCUACCUUGUGCCCUCUGUUUGACCUCAUUGCGGUUGAUCCUAGCCCUUAUAAGGAUCUUGUGGUUAGCUUUGUGAGCAUUCUUAAACAGGUUGCGGAACACAGGUUGCCUAAGAGCUAUGACUAUCACCAGAUGCCGGCACCGUUCAUUCAGAUUAAGUUGCUGAAAAUACUUGCGUUGUUAGGGAGUGGCGACAAGCAGGCUAGUGAGCAGAUGUAUACGGUAAUUGGGGAAAUAAUUAGGAAGGGCGAUUCAUCGAGUAAUAUAGGGAAUGCUAUUCUUUAUGGGUGCAUAUGCUGUGUCUCUUCCAUAUAUCCCAAUGCUAAGUUGUUAGAAGCGGCUGCAGAUGUCAAUGCGAAGUUUUUGAAGAGUGACAGUCAUAAUCUUAAGUACAUGGGCAUUGAUGCGCUUGGUCGGCUGAUAAAGAUAAGUCCACAUGUUGCAGAACAGCAUCAACUGGCUGUCAUUGACUGCUUAGAGGACCCUGAUGAUACUCUGAAGCGAAAAACUUUUGAACUACUCUACAAAAUGACCAAGUCUUCCAAUGUCGAAGUGAUUGUUGACAGAAUGAUUGAUUACAUGAUUAGCAUAAGUGAUGAUCAUUAUAAAACAUAUAUAGCAUCUCGAUGUGUCGAACUUGCAGAGCAAUUUGCUCCUAGUAAUCAUUGGUUUAUACAGACCAUGAAUAAAGUCUUUGAGCAUGCUGGAGAUCUUGUGAAUAUUAAGGUGGCCCAUAAUUUAAUGCGAUUGAUUGGUGAAGGAUUUGGAGAGGAUGAUGAUGCUGCAUAUAGUCAGUUGAGAUCAUCUGCUGUUGAGUCAUAUUUGCAAAUUAUUGGGGAGCCAAAGCUUCCGUCAGCAUUUCUUCAAGUAAUCUGUUGGGUUCUGGGGGAAUAUGGCACAGCUGAUGGAAAGUAUUCUGCUUCCUAUAUCACUGGGAAGCUAUGUGAUGUUGCAGAGGCAUAUUCAAAUGAUGAAACUGUUAAGGCAUAUGCGGUUUCAGCAUUAACAAAAAUUUAUGCAUUUGAAAUAGCGGCUGGGAGGAAAGUUGAUAUGCUACCUGAGUGUCUAUCUUUUAUUGAAGAACUAUUAGCAUCCCACUCCACUGAUUUGCAGCAACGUGCAUAUGAAUUGCAAGCUCUUAUUGGUUUGGAUGCACGAGCUGUUGAAACAAUAAUGCCCCAAGAUGCAAGUUGUGAAGAUAUUGAGGUUGAUAAGAAUCUUUCUUUCCUGUAUGAAUAUGUCCAGCAGUCUCUGGAAAGGGGUGCUCUGCCCUACAUUCCGGAGGAUGAGCGCAAUGGAAUGGUGAAUGUGAGCAACUUCAGAAGCCAGGAUCAACAUGAAUCUGCACAACAUGGUCUGAGAUUUGAGGCAUAUGAAGUUCCAAAGCCUCCAAUGCCGUCAAAACUUGCUCCAGUUUCACUUUCAUCCUCAACAGACCUUGUUCCAGUACCUGAGCCAUUGUAUUCUAGGGAGACUCACCCGAUCUCAUCAAUGGGAGCAUCAGAGACAGGAUCCUCAGGGCUUAAGCUGAAGCUUGAUGGUGUUCAGAAGAAAUGGGGUAGGCCAAUUUAUUCAUCCCCAGCAUCAUCUUCCUCAACUUCUACUUCCCAAAACUCAGUGAAUGGGGUGACUCAGAUGGAUGUUGCAACUGCUGUAAAUUCAAAAGGACGUGAUAAUUAUGAUAGAAGAAAGCAACGGAUUGAAAUUUCUCCUGAAAAGCAAAAACUUGCAGAUAAAUUGUUUGGUGGUUCAACUAAAACUGAGAAAAGAUCAUCAACUAGCAAUAAGGUUCCAAAGGCUAGUACUAGUGCUGCAGACAGAACUCAGGAAUCAAAAGCCGCAGCUGUACCCAGUGAAGUAGCUCGGGAGAAAACUAAUCAACAAUCUCCUCCUCCAGAUUUGCUUGACUUGGGAGAACCAACUGUCACUGUUGCACCUCCCUCUGUGGACCCAUUCAAGCAACUGGAAGGACUUCUUGACCCAAACCUUAGUUCUACAGCAAAUCGUAGUGGUGCUGCUGUUACGAAUGCACCAGAUAUCAUGGCACUCUAUGCAGAGACUCCUGAAAGUAGAGAGAGCGGCAGUGGUGACUAUUCUAUCCCUGUGAGGGGGGAUAAUGUGAAUCUUCUAUCAGAGUUUUCAAAUGCAGCUGCCAGAGGUACUACUGUAGAAACAACAGUGACGCCUUUGUCACAGUCUGUAAAGGGUCCAAAUGUUAAAGAUUCUUUGCAAAAGGAUGCAAAAGUCAGGAAGAUGGGUGUGACACCCUCAGGUCAGAACCCCAACUUGUUUAGUGACUUGCUUGGCUAGUCUGAUUGAAAGGACAAUUCUAAAUCAUGAUGUUUGAGGAUAGAUUACCUUGCAACUUACCACUCGUUGGAGUUUCAGAAACAGUUGGGUAUCAUCUGAUAUAUGCAAAAAUUGAAUAAUAUGAUUUGUGAUUAGGCAUGGAUGAUUUCAGCCACCCAGAAUUGGGUGAUUCAAUUAGCAGGAAUGUCUAAACCAGGUAAGGACUUGUUCUAGGUGCAGAAUAGCUUUUGUUGAAAUUGAAUGCAUGGGGAUUUCGUCCAUGCAUUCGAGUUUUGGUUCAGUCUAGAUUCUGAAGGAAAGGUACCGCUGUGCUCGGUCAUUGCAUUUUAUACUUUCAUUGGAAGUUCCAGGUCAUCCUUGUUAUAUACCAAAGCUGUACUAUUUUUUUUGUCACAAUUUUGUGCAUUUAGCCAUCUGUAGUGUCAAUUUAAUGGUUUUUUAAAUAUUGAGAAGCUUGAUAAUGCGGUCAAAAUCAGUUUGAGUAUGCCACUUGUAUACGUGAAGAAUGAGUUUUAAUUUGGAUUAUGUAAUUAUAUAUGGAUGGUCAUAAA
Molecule: messenger RNA, 3827 nt
Organism: Glycine soja
Lineage: Eukaryota; Viridiplantae; Streptophyta; Magnoliopsida; Fabales; Fabaceae
Product: AP-4 complex subunit epsilon-like
Exons: 10
Coding region: 331-3276 (981 amino acids)
Biological process (GO): receptor-mediated endocytosis; intracellular protein transport
Cellular component (GO): AP-4 adaptor complex; membrane coat
Molecular function (GO): cargo adaptor activity
Source: RefSeq, a predicted model, not a curated record